Molecule: messenger RNA, 4690 nt
Organism: Cryptomeria japonica (Japanese cedar)
Lineage: Eukaryota; Viridiplantae; Streptophyta; Pinopsida; Cupressales; Cupressaceae
Product: pentatricopeptide repeat-containing protein At1g09900-like
Exons: 2
Coding region: 104-2065 (653 amino acids)
Molecular function (GO): protein binding
Source: RefSeq, a predicted model, not a curated record
AGCCUCGUGUCUUCAGAGAACUAUAUUUCUGAGUAGAACUCUCUGUCAAAUGGAUCGAGAAGCUCCUAACAGAGAAGAUAUCGUAUUGAUAUGGGUUUAAAACAUGAUACUUCUAGUGGUGGUUGUGGGAAGGGAUAAUUUUUGUGUCCAAGAAUGUUGCUCUAUGGUGAUUCCUUCAUCCUGUGGUAUCUUGCGACUGCAAAUGGUAGCAACGGCUGCGACUUGGAAAAUAUUUCCGUCAGUUUGUAACUUCAACGCAAGAGCAAAGCCGCAAAACCCAAAAGCAAAGUCGCAAAACCCAGCUCUGCAUUUGGCCUCAAUUCUGAAGAAAGCAGCAUCCUUUAAACGCAGCCAAGCAGCGAAACCAAAUCACAGGAGCACCCACAAGUCACAAGUCAAUUGGCAAGUAGGAAAGAUAGAGAAAAGCCCAAUUUUGUCUACAAAGGAAAUGGUUCAAAUAUUAGAGCGGGAGGACACCCACAAAGCUCUAGAAAUAUUCAAGUGCGCCCAGGGACAUGGACCUUACAAACAUGAUCUUUAUACCUACAGAGUCAUGAUUCAGAAACUGCUUUCUGUAAAGAGGUAUGAAGAAGCAGAAAACAUGCUCAAUGAGAUGACCGCAAAGGAUUCCCGAUGCAAAGAGCCGAGAGUGUUCAAUAGCUUAAUCAGGAGCUUUAGCGAGGCAUCAAUGAUGGAAGCAGCUUUCAAGGUUUAUGAUCGGAUGCAUGAUUUUUGUGAGCCCAAUGUCGAUACGUUUAAUGCUCUUCUGAAUGCACUGGUGCAAAACAAUAGUUUUGAAACAGCUAUUUCGUUCUUUAAUAAUUUGGUCUGUGCCAAAGUUCCUGUCUCUGUUACGACUUUCAAUAUUGCCAUGAAUGCACUUUGCAAGGCUCAUAGGGUAGAGGAUGCUGUUGAGCUCUUGAGGCAAAUGCCUGAACAGCGUUACCUGCCCGAUACAUAUACUUACAAUACGCUAAUAAGAGGAUUUUGUGACAAAGGAAAUACCGAAGAAGCAGUUGAGUUACUCGUCGAGAUGACAAGUAAGAAAAUUAAUCCCACUGUUAGAACUUUGAAUACUUUGGUUCAUGGCUUUUGCAAGGCAGGAGAUCCCAAGAGAGCUUUGGAAAUAUGCAAUGAGUUUUUGACCACAGGUUCAUUUGCCAACGUUGUUACCUACACUUUGCUGAUAUGGGGCAUGGCCAAAGAGGGAUACAUUGACCAAGCUGUAGAAAUUCUACGCCAGAUGCCAGACAGGGGUUGCUCUCCAAAUGUGUUCUCGUAUUGCUCUCUCAUGGCCGGUUCCUGCAAAUAUGGAAGGUUUUCUGAUGUUAAGAAUAUUUUCGAUGAAAUGAUGCAAACAUUCAGUUUCCCGGGGGUGGUCCCCUUCAAUAUAUUGAUGAAUAGCCUUUGUAAGGAAGGGAAGUUGGAAGAAGCAUCUAGGGUUUUGGAUAGAAUGGAUGACAAGGGAGUUCGUCCUAAUGCUAUUACUUAUACAACAUUAAUUAGUGGAUACUGCAAAUCGGGUAAUAUAGAUAAGGCUAUGGAAUAUGUAAGCCGAAUGAAGGCAGAGGGUUGCACCCCCAACGUCACAACUUACACUACCUUGAUACAUGCUAACUUUAAAAAGUGUGACUGGGGGGAGGCCAAGAAGAUUUUAAGCGAGAUGCUUAGGAGUGACUGCACACCUGAUCUUGUAACAUACAACGUCUUCAUAUAUGGUAUGUGUAAAGAAGGGAAACUGCAGAAAACUGCCAGGGUGGUUGAUGAGAUGUUGGACAAUGGUUUCCCUCCUGACGUUUUUACGUACAGCACUGUGAUUCAUGCUUUGUGCAAGGGAGGCAAACUAGAUCAGGCUAGAAUGAUACUGAAAGAGAUGGAAAUGGAAGGGUCUUUUCCAAAUGUUGUUACGUACACAUCCAUGAUAUAUGGGUAUGGAAAGCAGGGUAAGUUCCAUGAAGCCAUUAAGGUGCUUGAAGAAAUGCGCUCAAAGCAUUGUGUUCCUGAUUUAGUCACAUUGAGCACAUUGAGUAAUGCUUUUGGUGGUGAAUUCAGUGUUGAGCUGUGAUAUGAGUUCAUAAAAGACCGGUAUGAUGUUUAAAUUGGUGGCAAUUUUUCACAAAUGAUUGGAUACUAAUUCUUUUAUUUCAAGGUCUGUGUUGGAUUGGCCCUGUGGAUAUACCGCUUGAGAUAUAAAAAAAUCCUAAAUGACGUGCAAGAAGUUGAGCAGCUCAAUUAAUUUACUGAAGGCGUUUUUAUCAACUUCUUUUCCAAGGAAUGUAGUUUGCACAAGUCCAUGAUGCAGUUAUUGGCAAAAAUUGUUUUUUGAUUCUACUAUUAUAAUAAAAGUGCAGAAAUAUAUGGGAGACGCAAUGAUUUUGCUUAAUUUUGUAAUAUACGAGGUAAAAUUACAGAGUUUAAUGAUAAGUUACCAGGUUGCAUUAUUGAUACAUGCAACAAGGUCGAGGCUCCAAAAACCAUGGAUAUUUGCUUCUUUAUUACAGACAAGCUAAGCAAUGAAUAUCUGGGAUCAGAUUUGAAGAAGAGAUUGCACUAGUUAUGCUAGUAGAUUAUGCAAAGGCUGAUCACUUCACAACCGAUUUGAAGAUUUAUGAGACUCGGCUACAAAUAUUGCAGGAACAACUGGUAACGUGGACAUCCUUUCUUCCUCACUUUCUUUUUUCCUUAUUCUUCUUUUGGCAUUUUAUUUAAUAUCUAGUUAGCUUAGGAUUAAUGUAAAUUACAAUGCAAUCUCAAAUUCAUUGCAAACUUAAGUGUUUGAAGUGAAUGAAUAACAUUUUCUUUUGCCAAGUUUUAAUAAAAUCAGAAAACUUUGAAAUCUGGUUAAUUUGUUAAUCAAUGCAACUUCAUUUCACGCAUUACAACUUAGGAACAACAAUGCAAUCUAUCUGUGGUUAAGAUCAUUUAAAGUUAGAUUGAUGAACAUUUAUUCAAUCAUGCAAACAAUCACCUUCAUUCCUUCAUCUAGUGAACAGGAAAACUAGCUACCCUGUGGGUAUUUCCCCUUUACUCUCCUUGACAAAGCUAACAUUCUGACAUACCCUGAUGGAAAUACUGAGCCUUCAAGAGACUUAAUAAUACUUUUUCAAGAUAGUUAUUAUACUCACGAAGUUAUUGUGUCAAAAGACCCAUUAACACUUAGGAUUCCUAGAUAUAUAUUGCAUUAUCUGAAUCUCUCAGCUCAUUUUGUUGCCACCUCAAACAAAUCAUAAAUUAUAAAGAUGCGAUUACCUCAUGAGGGCUGUCUUGCAACCAGUGUUUCAUAGACUAAAUCUGUCUUGACUUUGAACCACCACAAUGUAGUGCCUGGUUAUGCCAUUUUCUUGAAGAAUUUCUCAUCUUUACUGCUCUGUUGGGACAAUGCAUGGCAGAACAACUAGGACUUCCUUCUUGAGCAAUUAUGAAAAUAUAGCUUCUUUUUCAAUCUAGUUGCCUUCCUUGCAUUACCUACUUUAUUUUGCUGCCUUCUGUAGUUUUUAGAUAUGUAUAAUUCCUGUGACGAUUUUAAUAGCCAUCCAAAGGGAAAAGAAGCUGAAUAAGUAACUUAUUACAUUUUCUUUUGGUCACCUUUAUAUGCCUGAUUCAAACCAUUUUCUAUGUAUGGUCUUAUUCAAAGAUUAUCUAAUAAAACAAGACUUGGCAGGUAGCUUUAAAAAGUCAUCUUUCCAUUUAUUGAUGACAAAAGAAAAGCAAGCCAAAAAUUUCAUUUACAGGUUGUGCAGAGCAAUAAUAUCUGAACCAUUGCACAUAUCCAUUAACAGGCAGAGCAAAAUAUGAGCUCCUUUUCCUCAGUUUUGAGUAAAUAUGGAUACAUCUAACACAAAGGUGGCAGCAGCAAGAGGGUCCUAACUCCGACAAGGAUAAGCGAGAGAAAUGUACCCCUAAGAUUACUCAAAUAGAAAAGAAUUGACUCACACUUCUUACUGAUCUGAAUUGGAUCAGUCAUUCAGUUUUUCUCAGUGUGAUGCUUAUCUAAUCAAUUGCAAUGGUUAUUAACGACCAUUAAUACAAUGCCACUAUGACACUCACAGUCCAAAUGAUGAAAACUAUGGGACAUGCAAAGUAGACAGUUGCAGGUACUUGUAUAAAUUAGAAGUAAGAUGCAAAAGGUUUCUGUUUAUAAUAUGGUUUGUCAGUGACUCAUUUAGUCUUCACUAUGGAAAAAAGAUGGGCAAGUGACGACUUUAGCAGCCAGUCAUCUAUGGAAAAAUUGAAGUUCGUUGUUUCAAUGAGUCCGAUUAAUUAAUGCAUUUGCACACUGGAGCAGCUGUCACCUAGAGAUGGGGACAAGCGUACACAUUUGACAGCUACUGAAUCUGCUCAAAUCCAACAAAGAUGAAGACCAACCUCUCAGAUCAGAAAUUGAGGUGAUCCCCGUUUCAGAUGUUGAGAUAGAAUGUUUGCCUUUGUUUGGUAAACUGAUUUGUGUGUAAAUAAGACAAUCUAGUUACUUGAUAAAUGUAACUAGAUUUGUAUGCUUGGAAAGCUGAGUGUAGGAGAUAAUUAUAUUGUGAAUGCAACAAGCUUGCGAGGGCAUUGCAGAUGGGUUGGUUCAGUCCCAAUGUGUUCCUGGAGGUUCUAUGGGAGUGAUUGUCUUGUAACUCUUGCUAAAUAUCAGUUGACAUAAGGAGGCACCACAACCCUAAGUUGCUGGAUGUUCCCACAUUGGAUU